Molecule: messenger RNA, 960 nt
Organism: Schistosoma turkestanicum
Lineage: Eukaryota; Metazoa; Platyhelminthes; Trematoda; Strigeidida; Schistosomatidae
Source: the annotation of a GenBank genome assembly
AUGACAAGCAGUAAAAAACUUAGUAUUUCAACGUCCAAUAUUCAAAAUAAUCAGUAUUUGCUCACCAAUUCAUUGAAACAUUUAACUCAAGCGUCUAAAACAAAAAUGAAGUUUAAACUUAAUGAACAUUUAACAUCUCCAAUAAGUGGUGUUUAUAUUAUACCACGAGAAUUAUCAAAAUUUAAUACAAAUAAUGAAUUAACUGAAUCAGAUCAAACAUGCACAAAUAAAAAUAACAGUAUUAAUAAUAAUAAUAAUAUCAAUAAAAAUAUUUUUUCUGUAGUUCGUACAACAAAAGCAAUUAAAAUGUUAGCUAAAAUACCAAAUCAUAUUGGAGAAUAUAUUUGUCAGUUAUGUUUUCAAUGGUUUUCAGAUGCAUUUAGUUUAGCUGAACAUCCAUGUUCAUGCAUGGCAAGUUUAGCAUAUCCAUGUGAAAUUUGUGGUAAAGUAUUCAAUUGUCCGGCGAAUUUAGCAUCACAUCAACGUUGGCAUAAACCACGAAUAAAUAAUAAUCACAAAAAUAUUUGUACAACGAAAUUAAUCAAUAAUAAACGAAUAGCUACUACUGAUAAACUACAAAAUUCAAUUAAAAAUUCCAAUUAUUCAAUUAAUAAUCAUGUAACUUGUUCAUUAAAACCAAAUUCUUCAUCAACUGAAUUAGAUCGACAACAGUCGUCCAUUUAUUCGGAACACAUUAAUCAUGUGUUUAAAACAAGUAAACAUUAUAGAAUAUCAAAUGAUGAAAAGGUUUACAAUGUUUCAAGCCAGCAAUUCAACGAUCCUAGCAGUCAUCAUUUCAUAACUAAUGAAACGAAUGUAAUUACUAAUAUCACUACUACUACUACUACUACUACUACGACUACUGCUGCAACAGUUCAUCAUUCGAAUUCAUCAUUAUCAAAUAAAAAUACUUCGAGUAAACAAAUCAAUCCAUUUUCAGUUGAAGCACUUCUAGCUUGA